Messenger RNA from Alligator sinensis (Chinese alligator), 1285 nucleotides. Its product is annotated as lipase member M-like. Lineage: Eukaryota; Metazoa; Chordata; Crocodylia; Alligatoridae. Gene Ontology annotation, molecular function: hydrolase activity, acting on ester bonds. The transcript is spliced from 11 exons. The coding region runs from base 95 to 1285 and encodes 396 amino acids. The record is from RefSeq and is a predicted model, not a curated record.
AGCAGAGAGAGAGAAAGUGAAUGAAAGAGAAUACCAGCACUGCUCCCCUUGGAAGAUCGGUACUGCAUCUGGGUGCCACGGAAAGACUUUGAGAAUGGAGAUGUGGCUGUUUAUUGUAACGCUAUGUCUGACGCAAGGAACUGGCAGUUCCAAAGUUAACGAAGGAAAAUGUCACGUGAAUCCUGAACAGUUUAUGACUAUUAGUGAGAUGAUCAGUUCCAAAGGAUACCCCAGUGAGGACUACGAAGUUCUGACAGAUGAUGGCUAUUACCUUGGCCUGAACAGAAUCCCUCAUGGUAGAGAGAAUCCGGAGAGCACAGGUCCCAGGCCUGCUGUGUUGUUGCAGCAUGGCUUGGUUUUAGAUGGUAGCAAUUGGGUUGCUAAUCUUCCUCAUAACAGCCUGGGCUUCAUGCUAGCAGAUGCUGGCUAUGAUGUUUGGCUGGGAAACAGCAGAGGCAACAGCUGGUCUCGAAGGCACCAGAACCUUUCUGUUGAUCAAGAGGCAUUUUGGGAUUUCAGUUUUCAUGAAAUGGCCAUCUAUGAUCUUCCAGCCAUUAUUAACUUUAUUCUGCACAAGACUGGACAGGAGAAAAUAUUUUAUGGUGGCCAUUCUCAGGGCAGUGUUAUAGGUUUCAUAGCAUUUUCAAUGAUGCCACAGCUGGCUCAAAAAGUCAAAAUGCUUUUUGUGUUGGGUCCUGCAUACACAUUGCGCUACAGCAAAAGUCUUUUAUUACACCUCUUAAGACUUCCUGAUGUGAUGCUGAAGCUAAUAUUUGGCAAGAAAGAACUGUGUCUACUGAAUAAGAGGUUGAGAGCAUUUACUGCCAAGAUGUGCAGCAGUCCUUUAAUAGACAGACUUUGUGCCCAAUUCCUUUUCCUGAAUGGUGGAUUUAAUAAGAAGAAUUUAAACGUGAGCCGGACAGAUGUGUACAUGUCAAAGUUUCCAGACUAUACAUCUGUAAAAAAUAUUCUUCACUGGGGUCAGAACAAAAAAACAGGAGAAUUCAAAUACUUUGACUAUGGCUGUAAGAACAAGGAGAAAUACAACCAGACCACCCCUCCGUUCUACAAGGUGGAAGAUAUGACUGUGCCUACGGCGCUGUGGAGUGGUGGCCAGGACUGGGUUUGCCCCCGCGAGGACCUCUCCCUUCUUCUACCUCGAAUUACCAAUUUAGUUCACUACAAGAAUUUUCCUGAUUGGGACCACUGGGACUUCAUUUGGGGAUUGGAUGCAGCUCAGUGCAUGUAUAGUGAAGUCCUUUAUCUGAUGGAGAGGUAUCGGUGA